Molecule: messenger RNA, 6829 nt
Organism: Elgaria multicarinata webbii
Lineage: Eukaryota; Metazoa; Chordata; Lepidosauria; Squamata; Anguidae
Gene: PLXNA3
Product: plexin A3
Exons: 33
Coding region: 245-5938 (1897 amino acids)
Biological process (GO): regulation of cell shape; regulation of GTPase activity; semaphorin-plexin signaling pathway involved in axon guidance
Cellular component (GO): plasma membrane; semaphorin receptor complex
Molecular function (GO): protein binding; semaphorin receptor activity
Source: RefSeq, a predicted model, not a curated record
GCGGCAGCGGCGGCUGGAGACAGAGCAGGGGGCGGCAGCGGCACGGAGCUAGCAGCGGCAGACUGGGAAAACUGAGGGCAAGCUCAUCGUGGAGAACCUAUGGCUGUGAUGCAGUUUUGAACCUGGGUCUCCGAGGCCAAGACUAGUGUUGUGUUUGAUGGACUACUUGGAAAUGUGUGUUUAACAGGCUGAAUGAGCUGCCCGUGUCUGGCCCUGCCUGACCCCAGGCAACUCCCUGGUGAUCAUGUGGUGGCUGCUGCUUACCACCACAACCACCGCUGCCAUUCUCCUCUCCUUGCCACCACCUGCCUGGGGCAUCCUGCCCACGCGUGCCCUCUUCACAGUCUCGGACAUGGCCCUCACCCACUUGGCUGUUCACCAUGACACGGGCGAGGUCUACCUAGGCGCCAUCAACCGCAUCUACAAGCUCUCCGCCAACCUGACCCAGCUGCGGGCUCACUCGACGGGCCCGGUGCUCGAUGACCCCCGGUGCUACCCUCCACCAGGCGUGCGGCUCUGCGCCCACCGCUUGGCCCCUGCCGACAACAUCAAUAAGUUGCUGCUGAUUGACUAUGCCAGUGGUCGCCUGGUGGCCUGCGGCAGUGUCUGGCAAGGAGUGUGCCAGCUCUUGCGCUUAGAUGACUUGGCUAAGCUGGGCGAGCCACACCAACGCAAGGAACAUUACCUCUCUGGCGGGCGCGAGCCGGAUGCCAUGGUUGGCGUGAUCGUGGAGCAGCAGAGGGAGCCCAGCCAGUUCUUUGUGGGCACAUCGAUUGGGGGCCGCUCAGAAUACUUCCCCACCUUGUCCAGCCGCCGCCUGACCCCUGAUGCCAACAGUCCUGAGAUGUUCAGCCUCGUUUAUCAGGACGAGUUUGUGUCCUCCCAGAUCAAGGUCCCUUCGGACACCCUCUCGCUCUACCCGGCCUUCGAUAUCUACUACGUGUCGGCAUUUGUGUCUGGUGGUUUCGUCUAUUUCCUCACCUUGCAGCUUGACACUGCCCAGACGCCCCUGGAGCCGGCGGGAGGACCGGUUGGCCCGGGCGUGUCUGGCGGGGAGCGCUUCUUUUCCUCCAAGAUUGUACGUCUAUGUGCCAACGACACAGACUUCUACUCUUACGUGGAGUUUCCCCUGGGCUGCUCCAAGGAUGGCGUGGAGUACCGCCUCGUGCAAGCUGCUCAGCUGGCCAAGGCAGGUAGGCAGUUGGCCCAGUCGCUGGGCAUUGCCGAGGGGCAGGAUGUGCUCUACGCUGCCUUCUCGCAGGGCCAGAAGAACCGGGCAGCACCACCCCGAGAGAGCCUUCUUUGCCUCUUCAUGCUGGACGAGGUCAACCAGCGCAUCCGCGAGCGCAUCCAGUCGUGCUACCGUGGCGAAGGCCGGCUCUCCCUUCCGUGGCUUCUCAACAAAGAGCUGCCCUGCAUCAACACGCCCAUGCAGAUCAAUGGGAAUUUCUGUGGGCUGGUGCUGAACCAGCCCUUAGGGGGACUACAGGUUAUCGAGGGACGCCCAUUGCUGGAGGAGAAGACUGAGGGCAUGGCCAGCGUUGCUGCCUAUACCUAUCGUGGCCACUCGGUCGUCUUUAUUGGAACCCGGGCUGGUAACCUGAAGAAGGUGCGUGUUGACAACCCGAACGAGGCUCAUCUCUACGAAUCCGUGCCGGUGAUGCCUGGAGAGCCCCUGCUGCGUGACAUGGUCCUGAGUCCUGACAAGCGCUACCUCUACUUGCUCAGUCAAAGACAGGUGGUGCGGCUGCCGGUGGAGAACUGCGAACAGUACUUGUCUUGUGCUGAGUGCUUGGGUUCCAGAGAUCCCCACUGUGGCUGGUGUGUCCUGCACAACAGGUGCUGUAGAGAAAGCGAGUGCCCCCGCACUGCAGAGCCUCACCGUUUCACGACGACUCUGACCCAAUGUGUGCGGCUGCUUGUCGAGCCCAAUAACAUCUCAGUGACGGAGCCCAGCAUUGUGCUUCAGCUUACUGUCCACAAUGUCCCAGACCUGACUGCUGGUGUGACUUGUUCCUUUGAAGGCCUUGGAGAGAGCGAGGGGCAGCUCCAGAUGGAUGGGGGAAUCCGGUGCCUUUCCCCUACAUUGCGGGAUGAGCCCCCUGGAGAGUACGGUGAUGUUCGCACAGUUAAACUCCGACUUCUCUCCAUGGAGACGGGUGUGGAAUUUGCCAGCACAAACUUCGUCUUUUAUGACUGCAGCCUUCUACGCACGUGCCUGUCCUGUGUCAGCAGCCAUUACCCUUGCCACUGGUGUAAAUACAGGCACACGUGCACCCACAACGUUGCCAAGUGCUUCUUCCUAGAGGGACGGGUCAACACCACUGAGGGCUGCCCAGAGCUGCUUCCUGGUGGGGAAAUCUUGAUACCUGUCGGAGUGUUACAACCCAUUACCCUGCGUGCCAAGAACCUCCCGCAGCCUCAGUCGGGCCAGAAGAACUACGAAUGUGUCCUGGGCAUCCAAGGCCGCCAACAGCGGGUCCCAGCCGUGCGCUUCAAUUCGAGCAGUGUCCAGUGCCAGAACACCUCAUAUUGGUACGACGGUGAAGAAGUUGGGGAGCUGCCCCUGGAUUUCGAUGUCAUUUGGGACGGAGACUUCGCCAUUGACAAGCCGCCGGGGUUCAAAGCUCUGUUGUACAAGUGCUCGGCCCAGCGCUCUAGCUGUGGGCUCUGCCUUAAGUCAGACCCGCGGUACGAGUGUGGUUGGUGUGUCCCUGAACGCCGUUGUCUCUUGCGGCCUCACUGCCCUGCUUCCCGGCAGAAUUGGGUCCCAUCUGGCCGGCGUGGGGCCCGCUGUGCCCAUCCCCGCAUCACCCAGGUAUUGCCACUGACUGGCCCCAAAGAAGGUGGAACACGGGUGACAGUUUGGGGCGAGAACCUGGGCCUUUAUUUCAACGAGGUGGGGGUACGUGUGGCAGGUGUGCGCUGCAGUUCCCUCCCUGCCGAAUACAUCAGUGCCGAAAGGCUGGUGUGUGAACUGGAGCCAUCGCUCUUGCCCGACCCUCCCCCCGGGCCUGUGGAGCUCUGUGUAGGCGACUGCAGCGCGGACUACCGGACCCAGUCGGAUACGCCCUUCACCUUUGUGACACCCAGCUUUCAUGGGGUGGACCCGGAACAAGGUCCCACCUCUGGUGGGACAAGAAUCAGCCUCUUAGGGACCCAUCUGGACGCUGGGAGCAAUGUCAGUGUUGUAAUCCGUGGAGCACCGUGUCGCUUGAUCAGACGUAGUGCAGGGGAGAUUGUCUGCUUGUCUCCCCACUCCGCGCUAGGCCCGGGCCCUGCCAAUCUCAGCCUUCGCAUUGAUCGUGCGAACAUCAGCACCAAUGGUACUAUCUCCUUCCGCUACAGUCCUGACCCGGUUGUCACGGCGGUAGAGCCCACCUGGAGCAUUGCCAACGGUAGUACCAGUCUCACAGUGAGUGGGACCCACCUGCUGACAAUCCAAGAGCCGCGGGUUCGAGCUGCCUAUGGCGGAAUAGAAACCAUCAAUAGUUGCCAAGUGCUAAAUGACUCAGUGAUGUUGUGCAAAGCCCCAGGCAUUGUGCCCGGGGAGCAGGCACUGCCCCUUGGGGGCGCUCACCCUGACGAGUUUGGCUUCCUCUUGGACGAUGUGGCUGCCACCCGUACCCUGAACCGCUCGGCCUUUACCUAUUACCCCAACCCCAGCUUUGAGCCAUUUGGCCCCAGCGGCAUCCUGGAAAUUAAACCUGGGUCCCACGUUGUCCUCAAGGGCAGGAACCUGAUCCCGGCUGUGUCAGGCAGCACACGGCUCAACUACACAGUGCUGAUUGGUGGAGAGCCCUGCACCUUGACCGUCUCGGAAACCCAAUUGCUGUGCGACUCGCCAAGCCAAACUGGGGAGCAGCCAGUCACGAUCCUGGUGGGGGGUCUGUCUUUCUCCCCGGGGACCCUGCACAUCUACCCCGAGGCAGCCCUGCCUCUUCCAGCUCUUGUUGGGUUAGGCGCAGGAGGAAGCCUGCUUCUCGGGGCCAUCAUCGGGGUGCUGGUGGCCUACAAGCGGAAGACACGGGAUGCUGACCGUACCCUGAAACGCCUGCAGCUUCAGAUGGACAACCUGGAGUCCCGCGUGGCCCUGGAGUGCAAGGAAGCUUUUGCUGAGCUGCAGACGGACAUUAACGAGCUGACAAACAACAUGGAUGGAGUGAAGAUCCCUUUCCUGGACUAUCGGACGUAUGCGAGGCGUGUGCUCUUCCCAGGGGUGGAUGAUCACCCGGCACUGCAGGAAACCAGUACCCCGCCAAGCACAGAGAAAGGGCUCCGUCUCUUUGGGCAGCUGCUGCACACGCGCCCCUUCCUGCUGACCUUCAUCCACACGCUGGAGGGCCAGCGUGGCUUCUCCAUGCGGGACCGAGGGGCUGUGGCUUCUCUGACUAUGGUGGCCCUGCAGGGCAGGCUUGACUACGCUACCGGAGUGCUGAAGCAGCUGCUGGCUGACCUCAUUGAGAAGAACCUGCAGAAUCGUGCCCACCCCAAGCUUUUGCUCCGCCGGACGGAGUCGGUGGCUGAGAAAAUGUUGACCAAUUGGUUUACUUUCCUGCUGCACAGGUUCCUCAAGGAGUGUGCUGGCGAGCCGCUAUUCAUGCUCUUCUGUGCCAUCAAGCAGCAGAUGGAGAAAGGCCCGAUAGAUGCCAUCACAGGCGAGGCACGCUACUCGCUGAGCGAGGACAAGCUCAUUCGCCAGCAGAUCGAUUACAAGACCUUGACAUUGUUAUGCACUCCCCCUGAGCCCCCCGGUGGCCCUUCGGUGCCUGUCAAGGUGUUAAACUGUGACUCGGUGACGCAAGUGAAGGAGAAGUUGCUGGACGCUGUGUACCGAGGGGUGCCCUAUUCGCAGCGUCCACGUGCUGAGGACAUGGAGCUGGGUAUGAAGGCAGGAACAUGGGAGAAAGCAGAGUGGUGUCAGGGCAGUGGGGGCCGGACCAUCCUACAGGACGAGGAUGCCACCAGCAAGAUUGAAGGAGACUGGAAGCAUCUCAACACGCUAGGGCAUUAUCAGGUAGCGGAUGGCUCCGCAGUGGCUCUGGUUCCUAGGCAGGCGUCGGGCUAUAAUAUUGCCAGCUCCUUCACUUUCACCCACUCACUGAGCCGCUAUGAGAGUUUGCUGCGCACCUCCAGCAGCCCUGAGAGUUUGCGUUCGCGAGCCCCCAUCCUCACUCCGGACCAAGAUUCAGGCACCCGUCUCUGGCAUCUGGUCAAGAACCAUGAGCAUCUCGGAGACCCCAAGGAAGGGGAACGAGGGAGCAAGAUGGUGUCUGAGAUCUACCUCACCCGGCUUCUUGCCACCAAGGGCACGUUGCAGAAGUUUGUGGACGACCUGUUUGAGACUGUGUUCAGCACAGCACACCGGGCCAGCGCCCUACCCCUGCCCAUCAAGUACAUGUUUGACUUCUUGGACGAGCAGGCAGAGCGGAGGCAGAUAGGCGACCCAGAUGUUCGGCAUACCUGGAAAAGCAACUGCCUGCCCUUGCGGUUUUGGGUGAAUGUCAUCAAGAACCCACAAUUUGUUUUCGAUAUCCACAAGAGCAGCAUCACGGAUGCCUGCCUCUCUGUAGUGGCCCAGACCUUCAUGGACUCAUGCUCCACCUCUGAGCACCGCCUGGGCAAGGAUUCCCCUUCGACGAAGCUGCUGUAUGCCAAGGACAUCCCCGUCUAUAAAGGCUGGGUGGAAAGGUACUACCGGGAUAUCACCAAGAUGGCUUCAAUCAGUGAUCAAGAUAUGGAUGCAUACCUAGUGGAGCAAUCACGGCAACACGCUGGCGAAUUUAACACACUGGGUGCACUGGGGGAGCUCUACAGCUAUGUAGGAAGGUACCGUGAUGAGAUCCUGACAGCGCUGGAACGUGACGCCGCCUGCCGGAAACACAAAUUGAGGCUGAAGCUUGAACAAGUCAUCACUCUCGUUUCUGGAAAUAGCUGAGAGUGUGGGGGGGAGCAGGGGGCAAAGGGGGGGCACGCAGCCAACGUAGAUAGAUGGAUGCAUCAGAAAGGACUCUACCUCCAACCUUGACUUGUGGCCUCACCAAGGGCGACAGACUUGGCGUUUUUAACCUCCCUGUGGGCAAGAGACAUGUGGCCUUUUGCCCUCUAAGGCCGAAAUCCUGGGGUUGCAGAAAGAGGUUGUGGUGCCCCCUCCCCCCUUCACCCCAGAAGCAAUAACAAGCACCCUUUUCCUUUGUAUCUAUAUUGGGAGGGGCAACUCAGAAUGGGCAAUGAGGUUGGGGUGCAGCCAGAUAGUGCCCCAUCCCCCCCUCAUACUGGCAGCUAAAUGGAGAAUCCCUCACCCCAAAUGUUUGUGGACCCUCCCUUUAAUCAUACGGACCAUUCCCUAGUCCCCCACUCCUUGUUGGUAGCUGGUGGAAUUUGCCCUUGUUCUGUUUUUGGUAACCAUGACAAUUGGGUAUUUUUAAUCCUUACCUGACAACCCCCCUCCCCUCCCCACCCCACUCACCCCCACCCCACCUGUUGUGCCCUCACUGGGUGCAGUGCCUUACUCAUUAAUUUAUUAUUGCAUCUUGUUAAGAUUAUUGGCUGUAAAUGAUUCCAUUCCCUGGGUGUAGAGAUUUCAGUGUACAAAGUCCUCCAUUUCCCCCUCAUUCUUGGGAGUCUGUGUAAAUAUUUGCACUGCAGCCUGGAGGGAUUCAAUACCCACACUCCUCUUAAAAAUGAAAUGAAAUAAUUAAAAAUCCCCAUCAGGGGUUAAGGAAUUGGGGUGGGAGUGUCCCUGCAGCUGCACGGGCUUUUUAUUGGUUCAUUUUAUAAUUAAUUUUUCUUUUGCUAAAUAAAAGCCUGGAAAAAUGAUUGUUUUGAU